AUGAGUUCUCCAAACCAGAAAACUGAAGCUUCCCAUGAAGGAAAAUCUAACAACAGCAGUACAAAAGCCUAUUACGAUGUCUAUGGCCCAGAGGCAAGAGCUGAUGUCAUUUUUAAGCAGCCGGAAGCAAACUCAACCUUGAAUCUUCAUGACCUCCAAGGACUUAUUACCUGGGUGCUUGGUGAAUGUUUCAUGCCGUCAUGGGUUUUUAUAAAAAACAAGCCCCUGAUCUCAAAGAUGGUUAUGUUAUAUAUCCCUGGACUUGAAGCUGCAUUGUAUUUGUCACAGUCUAAAGUGCUAAACAGUUUUAAAGAAUGCUGUGGAAUUCCACGGCCAGUUUUAGCUCUCAGCUGUGUAUCAGAUGGAAAUCAGACUGUAGAUGCACUUCUUACAAGCAGAGUUAAAAGAAAAAGGAACGAAGGGGAACUUGUUCAAAAGAAAAUUUCCCAGGAAUCUACUCAAGGUUACGGAAAAUCCUCUCGGAGCAAACAGAAACUGCAAUAG
This is a messenger RNA of Fraxinus pennsylvanica, 504 nucleotides long. NCBI's taxonomy places the organism in Eukaryota, Viridiplantae, Streptophyta, Magnoliopsida, Lamiales, Oleaceae. The record is from the annotation of a GenBank genome assembly.